GUAAUAACUUUGUCACUAAUUUUUGUAGGGGGUUUGAAACAGUCUACUAUUGUGGGGAAUGAUGCUAACUACUUGCAAUAUUUAAGCACCUGGCUCAAACCAGUUGCUCAGAGCAAAUCUUCACGAUGGAAGCGUUGUUGGCGUGCGUCCGUGGAUGGCUGGGCUGCCAGUACUUUUCACAGCGGAUGUGACAACAAAGGACCAACUGUAACAAUAAUAAGAGUCGGCGGAAAAUACAUUUUUGGAGGUUACACCAGCCUCUCAUGGGGUAAGUGGUUUGGUUUUUCUAAAACUGGGCAUUAUUAG
This is a messenger RNA of Porites lobata, 306 nucleotides long. The record is from the annotation of a GenBank genome assembly. NCBI's taxonomy places the organism in Eukaryota, Metazoa, Cnidaria, Anthozoa, Scleractinia, Poritidae.